CACUUCUAACGCGUGUUAUCCGUUGGGCGGUUUUAUGGUUCUGACAAACUAUUUUUAAAAAGUCGAAGAUACAGCAGCGCGGCCGUUAUUACGUUGCAAGGACCACACAUUUCCUGAUACAGGAAUUCUGGUGAAGAGCUCCAGACUUCUGGGUGACGAUUUCACAUAUCCAUUGGGAUUUAUUAGGCAUUUUUUAUUGUGAGGGGAGAGUCCCCAAAAGGUAACAAAAGACAUUCUAAGUCCGUCUCGGAACCAUGGCAGAGACCGCGGCAGCUCCAGCAUCCAAACCAAAGAAGACGAAAGCCCCCAAGAAAACGGCUUCUCACCCCAAAUACUCGGACAUGAUCAAAGCGGCCAUUGUCGCAGAUAAGAGUCGCGGCGGAGCGUCCCGGCAGUCUAUUCAAAAGUACAUCAAAAGUCACUACAAGGUAGGAGACAACGCCGACUCGCAGGUCAAACUCUCCCUCAAACGGCUGGUGGCCAGCGGACUUCUGCGGCACACCAAGGGCAUCGGCGCGUCUGGCUCCUUUAAACUGGCCAAAGCCGAAGACGUGAAGAAACCAGCGAAGCCCAAAACGGUCGUGAAAGCCAAGAAACCAGCCGUCAAAGCUGCCAAACCGAAAAAGGCACCUAAACCUAAGAAGGUGGCCAAGUCCCCCGCCAAGGCGAAAAAGAGCAAAGCGGUAGAGAAGAAAGUGAAGAAAAGCACAGAGAAGAAGAAAUCUCCGGUGAAAAGCGCCAAGAAAGUGGCGAAGAAGGCAAAGGUGGCGAAACCGGCGAAAGCCAGCAAACCCAAGAAAGUGAAAACGGCGAAACCCAAAGCCAAGACUGCGACCAAGAAAGCAGGCAAGAAGAAAUGAGUCCGGGAGAAGAGGGGAAGGCGACACCGCCGCACACCCAGGACACACACGCUGACGAAUAAAAACACCCACAUGAACUCUCUGUAAAUAGACUUUUUGAGGAAAAAAAUGUUUGGUACAGCCUAUGUAACAUUAUUUUUGUAUAUGGUCUCUGUGCGGACUUUAGCACCAUUUAAGGUUUUUUCUCCAUCAUCUGCACUGCCGUGACAGUAAGAUCUGUUAAAAUUGUUUAAGGUCACACACUGCUGCAGAACUACGGUGGCAUUACGGUUGCUACUAUUUGUCUUUAAUUCCCCAAUAACAGACUUGAAUUAAAAAGGACCUUCGACGAUUAAACACAAACAAACACUAAUAUACGACUUGCUUAGAACUUUUGGACUGUUAUUGCAAUAAUGGAAACAGAAAAAUCGGCCUCAGAAGGACAUUAUAACGAAGGAUAUGACUGAUGAAUAGUCUUUUGAAAACCGCAAUACGGACUGAACCGAACUGAAGCGGCCAGGACGGUGACUGUUUGUUCAACAUUUUUAAAAUGAAAUGUUAAUAUUACAUUAGUGUAUGGUUUGUUCUGAAAUGCCCAUUAUGUGUAGGCCUAGUAACUCAUCUGAACGCCUUUAUACUGGACAAACAA
Messenger RNA from Chanos chanos (milkfish), 1488 nucleotides. RefSeq names its product H1.0 linker histone (gene h1-0). The record is from RefSeq and is a predicted model, not a curated record. Gene Ontology annotation, molecular function: nucleosomal DNA binding; structural constituent of chromatin; double-stranded DNA binding. Bases 255 to 860 code for a protein of 201 amino acids. NCBI's taxonomy places the organism in Eukaryota, Metazoa, Chordata, Actinopteri, Gonorynchiformes, Chanidae. The transcript has a single exon. Gene Ontology annotation, biological process: negative regulation of DNA recombination; chromosome condensation; nucleosome assembly. Gene Ontology annotation, cellular component: nucleus; nucleosome.